AUGGACCUAGAUAUCCUACAACGUGUGACUUUCUUCUGUGCACUCUGGACACUACAGUGCUGUGCCGGCGUCCUAGGGACUAUCUCACGAGAUGCUAUCUUUCUAAGAUCCUACGCAGCCUCUAGCGUGGCUAUGCUUACGCUAACACUGUCUCUGACUACGGCCUACGGUCUGACAAUUGCAACGCAUUUCGUGGACAAAUUAAUCGCCCGUCGUGUUGGUCUGAACGUCGUCUACGCACUAAGUCCCUUCGUCCUAGGUUCUGUCCUAUUGAUCCUAACCCUUUUAUCCCUUACAGGUCCCUUCUUAUCUCCUGUGACAUGUGUCCUACUCUAUCUAUGGCUUGAAAUCUCAACCCAAUGGCUAACGCAACAAUUUUGGGAUUUAUGUGCCAAGGCGUUUGAUGUCGCCCAAUCUAAAAAGUAUUUUGGGCUCAUCACGUUUGGCUCAACAUGUGGCAGUCUACUAGCAAGUUUCCUGGUCCUGCCUAUUCUUCAAGCUCAAGAAUUGUCUACGGAGUUUAAUCUACUGAUCUCAAGUGGAAUUUUGUUCUUCAUGGGUGGCAUUCUAUUGAUUUCAACAGAGUUUUUCAUACGGACGACUCUAGAUCAAAACGUCAGUGCAGGAAUCAAGAGACAACAGAGCAAGAUGGAAUCAAAUGCGACGGAUUCGUUCUCGAUCACAGCUAUUGUCCGAGAUAUUCAGACCAGGACGUAUUUACAACAUAUUUGCUUCUUUGACAUGUUGGCUACGGUCAUGCGUGUACUGGUUGAUAAUACGACGCUAUCUGUAGUGUCCCUACAACCCGAAGAAGAAGAAGUACAAGCGUCAUUGGCAAUGAUCAAUGGACUCCAGAGUUUUCUCAUGAUUCCAAUGCAAUUAUUAUCAGGGUCUUUUUUCACACACUUUGGCGUCAUGUAUGGCAUUGCAAUGCUUCCCGUGACGAUCUUUUUGUUUGGAGCGUCGACUUACUUUUCGACUUCUGUCUACACGUUGAUUUUCACACGAGCACUUUAUAAUGCAGUCUCACAGGCAAUUUUUAAUCCAGCUAGACAAUUAUUGUGGCUACCGUACAACGAAAAUGAGCGGAGCCGGUUUCAGAACUUUGUAUCUGGCCCAUUCCGCUCGGUGUCUCGGAUUUUUGGAGCAAUGCUUUCAAUCUUUCUCACAGCGCCUUUAGUAUCCCAGUUCAUAGGAUCGUCCUCGUCAAGUAUGAUAAUGAUUGCAGCGUCCACCGCGUGGUUCAUUGAUGCACUGGCUGCCAGGAAAUCGUAUGCGUCCGAGUUCUACGCUUCAUUACGACAGGGAUAUUUAAACUUGACUUCGCCUCUUGUUGACUUUACACCGGACCAGAUUCAGUUAGUGAAGGAGACAUUGGUGAACGGAGAACAAAAUCAAGCCAACUUUGUUUUGAGUUCGUUGUCCCACGUGCAUAUUGGCUUUUUUUCUCAGGAACUUCGAGCGUUAUUUUACAAAAACAAUCGAGAUGGUGUACCUCUCACGCCGAUGCACACUAAACUGCGUAUAUUGAACCUUCAUACAGCAGCAAAGCGCGAGUUUGUGCUCCAUGCACAAGAGUCGUAUUUGCUUCCAGACGCAAGCACAUUUCCUCCUGGGAUUUUUGAUACGAUGGACCUCAUGAUGCUCGUAAAGGACAAAUCUGUUGCAGUGCCACGCCAACUACGUCUUGCGGCAAUUUUGGCAUGCGGCUAUGAAAAACUCGACAUGAACGUGGGUCAGUGUGCAGACAUGCUUCAUAAGCUUCUACGUAGUGGCAACGAGGACAAAUAUGUCGUCGUAUGCUCCGCGGUGGCUUUGCUGCGUCUAUCGGACUGGAUGGAUGAAAAAGCGAAUAUUAUCCUUCAGCGACUGCUUCACGAAGAAAAGGUUCUGGAGGCUCGCGUGAUUGGCUUAAAAAUUGUCGGAAAAGAGCUGCCAGAGCUGCUGGGUGAUGGCUUUCUAGUGUACUUACUUCAUCACUCAUCGACUCAAAUUGUCCAGGCAGCCGUGGAGUGUUGUUCAAAUAGCGCUCGUAACUCCAGAAUUCUUGUUCCGGCACUGAUAAAGCACCUUUCAAAUUCAGUAAUACGCUCUCAAAUUGUAGCAGCGUUAAACAAGUUUGAGCCAGCUGCGCUCUGGAGACCGCUUUGCCAAUAUACGGAAGAGAUUCUCCAACAAUGCACUCAAACCGUAGGCAAUUAUGGGUCAGCUUCAGGUCGGAUCCAUAGCAAAAGAGAUGGACUGACAGGUGCACUCGAAGUGCUCGACGUUGGUGAUUUUCCGUUUGAAGACAAACUCGAUUUCCUGUUGCAUUUGGUUGAAACACUUUUUGUGCCAUCAAAAUCACCGGAAGAGAAAGCUCAGAACGCGGACGUUUUGCAUCAUUUAUUUGGAAAAGAUGUGAUUCUAGAAGAGCUGGUUGUGGACGCACUGCUAUUGUUGGUUGGAUCGAUAGACGAAAAGACGAUGAAUGCUUUUUUGCAGUUGAUGGAUCCUAUUCACCAUGCGCUCAGUGUCAAGCUUCGCGAGGCACACGAAAUGCGUCAUGUUCUCGAACUCUUUUUCCAGAUUUGCCCACGCACAGUAACAAACAUUGAGGAAACGUUUCCUUUGCUACUACAGCAUGUGGAAUAUAGUCUGAAGGGCACGCUUCGGCUGUUACUCAAAUUGCUUUCGACAGGAUUCCCAGAGGAAUUUGAUGUUGCUGUGAUUCUUGAAGGCUUGCAAUCUGACCUGAAUGAAGUGCACUCCGCGAUUCAGGAGGUGCUGGAAAGCUUGCUUCCUUCGCCCUACAAAGCAUUGGUGUUACCACUGCUAUUUCCGAAAUUAUCUACAACAAAAGCAGCGUCAAAGAUGUCGCAAGACGCUGUCAAGUUCUUCGGUGGAAAAGAUGGAGUCGACAUAUUACUGGAUGUCAUGAAGCACCCGGAAACGGAACUGGAGCUAUCAGCUCUUGCUCUUCAUUAUUUUCUUCAUAUUGCUGCGGAUCAUGCUGAACACCUCAGCAAUGCAGCAAGAAUGGUGUUUGAGGAUGAAAUCAUACCGAGUUUGCUCAACUACGAGCUAACUAAGGAACUGUUGAUUGAAACGUGUCAUUGCCGUCCCGAAGUUCUUCCGGAUGAGUCUGUCACCGUUCUGAAAGAUUGCAAGCCCCCACUGCUUUCUCGAAUUGCGAUUGCAAACUGCCUUUGCGUGUCGUCGCUGUUUGAGAACGUAUGCGCGACGAAUAUUUUGCGGGUAAUUUCGCACCAUUUUGUCCCAAUUACUGUGAAAUCCGGACAAACAUUUGCGACUGAAGAUGAUAUUGCUUCAGCUAUGUAUGUCAUUGCCACGGGUACUGUUCAACUUCACAAGAAGCGAAGGAUCUUAGCAGAAUUGGGAUUCGGCGCAUGUGUUGGGCAAGCUGCUCUAUUGCAAUAUUCUCUGUAUGCUGGAACCCACGUCUCCUCUGCAACUGCGCUGAAAGACUGCAUUCUACUCAGUAUAUCCCGUGAAGAUCUUGACGCCUUGAUAAAGGUAACACCGCAAGUGUCCCGAGGUGUACUGAAUGCCGUGGCAUCUUCUUUUCAACUGCUAUACUUCGAGCCACUUCGCGCUAUUGCUGAAUCAGGAAGUAUUCCUCAACCCAAUCAGAUAGUUCCAUCGACCGCGGAGGACGCGCAUUCAAACAGCAAAGUCGACCCGGUGCUCAAAAUAACCGAGUUUCUUUCGGCCAACAUGAAGGCGGCACUUUCAGUCGAUCGGGCGGCAAAAUCAUUUCUAUACAACGUGGGUCGAUCUCGUCGUGUGACACCGUUAGCGUUAGCAAGAGAGAGGAGAGGCAGACGCCAUAGCUUCAGCAAUUCACAAUCGAUGGAACGGAGUUUGAGCUCCGGUACGCUAGCAUUCAGAGGACUGCACGCUUUUUCAGAUCCUGUCGAAUAUACAACACUCGAGAAAUCGAUUCACUUGAAAUCAUCUCACUUGAUGAGAAACCUCGACGGCGAUAAGGUAUCGCUAGUCGCCCAGAUAUCUCGAGUUCUGGUAUUCAGUCACGGCGACGUGCUCUAUUCCAGCGGCACAAAGGUGGAUUGUGUAUACGUUAUCAUUAAUGGUACAAUGGAGAUCAUGAACUUCCAAAGCGACCCAAAUGCAGUCUCGGCAUCAAUUUCAAUCAAGCUCCAUGAUGGCGACUGUUUUGGAGAAGAGGCAUUCGUGACCAACGCAACUACACAGGGUGAAUGUUUAGCGGUCGGCCGGUGCACGCUUUUUGAGAUCACUGCCAAAGAGCUCGUUGACUUAAUGCCCCCCGCCGUAUUUUUGGAAGAUGAAGAAGAGGCCUCCGAAGACGCAACUGAGCUGAGAGUUCGAAAAGGCAAAUCGAGAUCGGAGUCGUAUUAG
This is a messenger RNA of Peronospora belbahrii, 4380 nucleotides long. The record is from the annotation of a GenBank genome assembly. Lineage: Eukaryota; Oomycota; Peronosporomycetes; Peronosporales; Peronosporaceae.